Corticium candelabrum is the source of this 2344-nucleotide messenger RNA. RefSeq names its product stimulated by retinoic acid gene 6 protein-like. Lineage: Eukaryota; Metazoa; Porifera; Homoscleromorpha; Homosclerophorida; Plakinidae. Gene Ontology annotation, biological process: vitamin A import into cell. Gene Ontology annotation, cellular component: plasma membrane. The transcript is spliced from 18 exons. Gene Ontology annotation, molecular function: signaling receptor activity; retinol transmembrane transporter activity. The coding region runs from base 176 to 2074 and encodes 632 amino acids. The record is from RefSeq and is a predicted model, not a curated record.
CCUACAAACAUAAAUCAAAACAUAACUAGAGACUGCGUGUAUCUCCGUCAAGUGCAUUUCGUCCCUUGUGAGCCGACAAGGCCCACGAAACUUCGCAUCACGUGAUAGGAUACCUGCACCGCAGUUUGGAUUACAUCGUGUUCUCGAGAAAUUUUAAGGCACUUGGAAUCCUUGGAUGCUGCCCGCUAUGGCAAAUUCUUCACAAAUUUCACCAACAAUGGAGCCAGUUAGCGCGUUAUGUAAAUUUGCGGGUGAAGGCGAUCUCGUCUACACACUUGGAGGCAUAGGAAUUGGGUUGAUGCUGCUGAUCAUGUUGUCGCAAAAGAGGGUCAAUCUAUGGCUGGAUGUACUUGAUGGAAGACCAGGACUAGUGAUACCAGCCAAUUUGCUGGAAGGCCGCUCUAAUCGAUAUUGCUACGUUGCUGCGUUUUGCGCAAUGGUUGGUGGUCUCAUCAAUUUGGUUUUUAAUGCUAUUGCCUUCACAGGAUCUGAACCGUGGACACAAACUUUACGAGCAAUUUCUUCUGUGUUCCUUAUCUCGGUUUCAUAUGCUGUAAUUGUAACUGGAAUCGAAGCUCCUGUUAAGCUUGUUGGCUACAGCAUUGGUCUCAUCUAUAGUAUCACAAUCUUUUCACUAGAAAUUGUCAUACAAGUACAAUGUCAAAAUGCAGUAUAUGGAGUUGCACUAACUGUACUUGCCGAACUCCCAAGUUUAUUCCUAUUAUACGUUAUUUGUUGGUAUGCAUACAAAUUAGUGAAGGAACUGCUGUCAAUCAACAAGGAGAAUUACAGUAUUAGUCAAGACGAGGUUCCAAUUGAAUGGCAUUAUGUGAAACACAGACUUUCCAGCAAGCCAAAAGACACUACUGCUGUGGAGUCCAAAUGGUAUGUUCGAUUUAUCAACAGAAUCAGAUAUCACUGGGAUCCCACUUUCAGGUAUUCUACUAGGAUGCUGGUAACUAUAUCAGUUGCAGCAGUGGCAUUAUGGGAGGUGGCUUUGGCUUUCCUUGGUGCUGGCAUAUACCUCCAUAACAACUUGAAUAAUCUAGCAAGCUCCCUGAUCAAUAUUACAGGUGCUGCAGAUAAUUCUUUUAAAAUCCGCUUUAAUGAUGUAGUUGACUUCAUUGCUGACAGUAUCUCUGCUAGCUACUUUACUGCAACUACACUGACCACCUUAAUCACAGCUGCUCAUUUGGUUCAUAUUCUAGCUUGCUACAGGAAACAUAUAAAGCGUUUGUAUCAUGGACACAGCUGGUUUCUACCUCGAGCACAGCCUGGACCAGUAGGACUAGUGACUGCAGCAAUGAGAUAUUCGGGAUAUCAGAUUGGCUAUGUGCUGUGGGGCUUUGUCUUACAGUUUCUUGUCUUCUUUCUUGUAUUCCUGACAAUAGCAAUCUUGUUUUUCUUUGACAUCGUAUCAUUUGGUGAUCUCAUACUCAAGUUCUUACCCACUAUUGUAUUUACCAUCCUGCUGUUUAUUGCUCAAUUCCUUCUAGCCAAGUAUGUGCUUCUGACAGACUAUGGAAAAUAUGUGAAUAUUUCCAACAGGCGUUUGUUCCAUUGUGUUUCAUUCUUCUCUUUUUUCUACAAUGCUCUUAUUGGUCUGUUCUCUUGCCUGAGACGCAUUGUUACAGGACUUGUGUUAGGUCUUUUACUUAUUGGCCGCCUUGAUCGCUGCACUCUACCUAGUGGUUGGGAAGGCUUUGAUCCAGGAUACAGAAGUUAUGUUGGAUACCUUCUUUUGGAACAGUCCUACUCUAACCCAUAUCUUGUUACAUUCUUGUAUCUGCUUAAAACAAGACAAAUUAAAACUCCCACAGAGAAAAUUCACUUGCAGGGAAACAACAUAGACUCGAACCAAUUGCUGACCUACCGAUCACAAAUUAGUCGCAACAGAUGGCUGGUUGCAUACACUCUAAUCAACAAUCCUACUCUACUGAAGUAUCGCGACCGCAAAGUAGACAAAAUGGAGUAUGCCAAGUUGCUAACCAGAAGCAUCAGUCAACCUACAAAUGAAUCAACUCGAUCUGGUUCUACACAAUUAUUGAUGACAGCAGAAUAUCAACUUUCUUAGCUAUCACAACUCUGAACUCGGACAAUCAAUACCGCAAUUGCUUUGGCCAUUGAUUCUCUGCAUGUGAUUUUUUAACAUUUUAGCAGCUUUUGUAUUUGUUUAUUUGACCUUGCUUGGGCUGGCACACAGUAACAAUUUGAUGCAAGUUAUAUUAAUUAAUUAAUAUUGCGUAUAUGCAUGCACUCUAGAUCCUGUACUGUCUUGGGAUUCCCUACUAACAUCAUGGUAACGCUACUACUGUAGUAGACAUCAAGUGUGAAUUUAUAACUA